AUGCCUCGGGGUCAGAAGAGUAAGCUCCGUGCCCGUGAGAAACGCCGCCAGGCUCGAGAAGAACCUGAGGUUGUGAAGGGUGCUCCAGCCACUGCAGCGGAGGAAGAAAAGUCCGUGACUUCCUCGUCUCCUCGCUUCAAAGAAAAUCCCCAGAGGUCAUCUGCUGCUGGAACACUCAGCCAUCACCAAGAACCACAGAAAGCCCCAUCCAGCACUGCUGCUGCAGCAGCUGCUUCAUCCACAAGACCUAAUGAAGGCACCACCAGCGAAGCUGAGGAAAGGCCAAAUGCCUCACAGGCCCAGGCUUCCACUGAGCACAUGGGAUUAGACCCUUUAGACAAGAAGGUUACAAACCUGGUCCGUUACCUGUUGUACAAGUAUCAAAGGAAAGAGCCCAUUCGAAAGGUAGAUAUGCUGAGAAAUGUGAUCAAAAUGGAUAAGAAUCAAUUCCCUGAGAUCCUGAGGGGAGCCUCUAGGGACCUGGAGCUGAUCUUUGGCCUUGAUGUGAAAGAAGUCGGUCCCAACGGGAGCCUCUACGUCCUCGUCAACAAACUGGAUCUAAGCUGUGAUGGAAGAGUGAAUGACAACACAGGCUUGCCCAAGACUGGCCUGCUGAUGACUGUUCUGGCUGUCAUCUUCUCGAAGGGCAAUUGUGCCACUGAGCAGCACAUCUGGGAAGUGCUAAAUAUGAUGGGAAUAUAUGAUGGGGUGGAGCAUUUCAUCUAUGGGGAACCCAGGAAGUUUCUCACUGAAGAUUGGGUAAAAGAAAUGUACCUGGAAUAUCGUCAGGUGCCCAACAGUGAUCCUCCAAGCUAUCUUUUCAGGUGGGGUCCAAGAGCCUACGCUGAAACCAGCAAGAUGAAAGUUCUUAAGUUUUUGUCCAAAAUCCAUGGGACCGUCCCAAGUGACUUCCCAUCCUUGUUUGAAGAGGCUCUGAUAGAAGAAGGGCAGCGAGCCCGAGCCAGAGUUGCAGAUAGGGCUCGUAUUGCUGCCAUGGCCAGGGCUCGUUCUACAGCCAUUUCCAGCACUCUUCCUGCCCCAAGUGAAGGCUGA
This is a messenger RNA of Cynocephalus volans (Philippine flying lemur), 1053 nucleotides long. RefSeq names its product melanoma-associated antigen B10-like. Bases 1 to 1053 code for a protein of 350 amino acids. The record is from RefSeq and is a predicted model, not a curated record. The transcript has a single exon. Gene Ontology annotation, biological process: negative regulation of transcription by RNA polymerase II. Gene Ontology annotation, cellular component: nucleus. NCBI's taxonomy places the organism in Eukaryota, Metazoa, Chordata, Mammalia, Dermoptera, Cynocephalidae.